AUGUUCUCAGAAAAGAGCAAGACGGCACCCAUUGAUCCCGAGGCCACAGAUCUAGCACAUAUCAGGGAAGAUGAAGAGUCAUCUGAAGUACCCUCUACAUUUGCCGUAAAGGGCAAAGUACACGGAUGUCUUCAAGUUCUUGGAGCUUUCUUUAUAUUCUUCAAUGUCUGGGGCCUAAAUCUCUCAUUUGGAACAUUUCAAAGCUUCUAUGCACUCACCUACAUCCCAUCAUCAACAUCAUCCGACAUCGCCUGGAUUGGGACAAUCCAAUCCUGGCUCCUGAUCGUCGGCGGUCUACUAUCCGGCCCACUCUUCGACCUCGGCUACAACCAGAGCAUGAUUAUGGUUGGAAGUAUUCUAGGCGUAACCGGCAUGAUGAUGCUCAGUCUUGCACACGAGUACUACGCCAUAUUCCUAAGCCAGGGAGUCUGCGUGGGCCUCGGAUUCGGACUGCUUUAUGUCCCCGCCAUUGCAUUGGUCAGCCGCUCUUUCACAACAAGAAGGGCUGUUGCGCUAGGUGUUUCGAGUAGCGGUGCACCUGUCGGAGGCAUUAUCUACACUACCAUGUUCAACCAGAUUCUACCAAAAGUGGGGUUCCCCUGGACCGUUCGCCUUGUGGCGUUCGUGAUGCUGGCGCUGUUUAUUGCGGCUGCUUUUAUGCUUUUGUGGCCAGAGAGACAUUCAGUGAGGGUUAAAGCAACCCAACGUAGGAGCUUGAUUGAUUUGCGCGCUUUCAAGGAUCUGCCUUUUUGGAGCUUUGCUAUUGGGAAUUUUUUCCUUUACUUGGGCUAUAUCACGCCUUUCUAUUACAUCCCCACUUAUGCGGAGACAAAAUUGGGCACGUCGAGUGCAAUGGCAUCUAAUGUCUUGAUGAUUUCCCAAGCUUCUUCAGUUGUUGGCCGCGUUGUCUUGACUUUAUUUGCUCAUUACUACGGGUCGAUGAUUGCUUGGAUCGUCUGCGGUGUGCUCUCAGGCGUUCUGUGUAUUUGUUGGAUCAGUGCAGAUAGUCUGGUACGGUUUAUCCUUUUUGCGGCCUUCUAUGGUGGUAUCUCCGGGGCCUUGAUUCCUCUCCCGCCGAGCGUUUUCACUCACGUCUGUCCCGACCCCAAGAGUCUCGGGACUUGGCUUGGAAUGGCACAGAGCUUGAGUAGCUUUGCGACUCUUGUGGGGCCACCAAUAGCAGGUGCACUCGCUUCAAUUGGUGCUGAUGGUAGUGCGAACUUGAACUACCUAGGUAUUCAAUUGUUUAGUGGGAUAGUCAUGUGUUUUGGACCAUACGAAAUUGACCCCACUAUUGAGCUAAUAGCUAAUAUGUAA
Molecule: messenger RNA, 1317 nt
Organism: Penicillium crustosum
Lineage: Eukaryota; Fungi; Ascomycota; Eurotiomycetes; Eurotiales; Aspergillaceae
Product: Major facilitator superfamily domain general substrate transporter
Exons: 4
Coding region: 1-1317 (438 amino acids)
Biological process (GO): transmembrane transport
Cellular component (GO): fungal-type vacuole membrane
Molecular function (GO): transmembrane transporter activity
Source: RefSeq, a predicted model, not a curated record